This is a messenger RNA of Seminavis robusta, 1595 nucleotides long. Lineage: Eukaryota; Bacillariophyta; Bacillariophyceae; Naviculales; Naviculaceae. The record is from the annotation of a GenBank genome assembly.
CAAAGGAUUCGAUUCCGUUACAUGUACCGGUACAUGGCAAUGCUUUGGCUUACAAUACUAGCUACUAGCCAGUACCUCCACUUGUAAUGCAUGGCCUAUCGGUAUCCUGCCUGUUGUUGUCCAGACCAAAGAUAGAUAGCUUUGACGAGCGACGUCGACACGCACUUGCAUGACAGGGAGCGUUCGCUUGGUUGGGUCAUGUCACGAGUGCCAAUGCCGCACCGCGGCCGAUGCAAGUUCAACACAAGCCGAACAAGGCGAAAAGAGGAAAGCGGAAAUUUGAACCUCGCGGGGUGAAUUUGCAAGGAGAACGAGGUGAUUGGACGACGAGAACAAAAUUCUUGUUGGCAGCUUUCAAAGCGUUCUUUCUCAUCGUCACCGAGAGCGGCACCCACACCAACACACGGAGCUCACACAGCUCACUCACCUAUUAAGAGCCAACUACGCUUUCCGUAUAGAAAGAUGAUGUUUGUGUCAGCGGCAGUGUCCACCCCCAGGACCGUGGCGCUCAAGACGUCUCCGUCUUCCGUGGGUCGAUUCCAACUCUCGAUUCGACGAUGCAAAGCAUCUCAGGCUGCUGGCCAAGCCGCUGUGGCAACUUCCCGAUCGGCUCCUCUGGGAAAGCGGGUGUGGAAUGCUUACACGACGGCGCUGGAGAAGCGCCCUUUGACAACCAAGAUGACGGCUGCGGCACUCAUCUUCUUCACCAGCGAUUCUGCCACUCAAAGGUUGAUGGACCCAGAAGAGUCGUAUGACAUUGCUCGUGCUUCCAGCGGUGCUUGCUUUGGUGUUGUCGCAACGGCCUACUUGCAUGUUUGGUGGGGUUUCCUAGAGACGACAAUAGGCUCCUUAGUGCCCGCUGCGAGGAGUCGUCUGUUGAAUACAGCAGUGAAGGUUGUCAUUGAUCAGGGUUGUGCGGCUCCGCUGUACGUCUACUCCUACUACAUUCUCACAAAGUCUCUGCAGGAUAUCUCGGCACAGCCAGACAGAUCCGUUGGAGAGAUCCUAGACGAAUCGGAGUCCAGAGCACGACACAUGUUGUGGCCCACCAUGCUGCAGCACUGGAAGUUAUGGCCUGCUGUUCAUUCACUGAACUUUUACUUUGUACCAAUUCAACACCGAGUCCUGGUGCAGAAUACUGUGUUGGUUGGAUGGUCCGGAUACCUCAGUCAUUUGAACAAGACUGGGCUGCCUGUCAAUGAUGGCAAACUGAUUACCCCCAAGGAAGAGAUUGAAUCCACCAUUCAAAGAACCAAGACGGAGGCACCGGUCAAGUCAUGAGCUUUCAAUUUUGGAGACUACAGAGGUCCUUUUUCCGAGCUUGUGAUUUCUUUCAAGUCUAGUGAUCCUUUUGCUUUGCCUUUAGAAUCGAGACCGCUCCGUCUCGUGGUUUUGGGUCCGCCAUCAAUUGUAGGCGGCCGGUUUGACUGACUUUUUGCUACUGCGGCGCUAAUACAUGUACGCCUUUUUGUACUGCAUUUACGCUUUCUGCACGAGACCUUGCGUGAUUUGCUACUUAACUUACGAUACGAUACGACACAAAGUCAACGAUGGCUAAUAGUUUUAAAGAGCUAGCUACAUCGUACUGUACCGGU